Messenger RNA from Ixodes scapularis (black-legged tick), 417 nucleotides. RefSeq names its product myb/SANT-like DNA-binding domain-containing protein 1. The record is from RefSeq and is a predicted model, not a curated record. Gene Ontology annotation, cellular component: nuclear body. Gene Ontology annotation, biological process: positive regulation of DNA-templated transcription. The coding region runs from base 1 to 417 and encodes 138 amino acids. The transcript has 2 exons. NCBI's taxonomy places the organism in Eukaryota, Metazoa, Arthropoda, Arachnida, Ixodida, Ixodidae.
AUGGCAGCGCCCGAAGCAGCAGCGAAGUCGCAGCGCUCGAAAUCGGCGCAACCGGGCAAGAAGCGCAUUAACUGGCCGGUUGCAAUCACCGAGGCCCUCAUCAGGAUUUGGGAGGACAAUUUGCAAGCGUUGCGCUCGAAUACGAGAAACGCGGCCAUCUACGCCGCAAUGGCAGAGCAGCUGAACGCCGGGGCCGGGCUUCGGAGUGGCGAAGAACCGUACACGGCAAAGCAAAUUCGCCAGAAGCUGGAAAACCUGAACAAACAGUACCGGAAGCUGAAGCAAAGUGGCACGACCACCGGAUCCAAAGGUGUUGAGUGGCCCUUCUACUGGCAACUCCAUAAUUUCCUGGGGUCCCUGCCCAUCAAUAAUGAGUUCCUGGCGGAGGAAAAUGUCGAGGUAAAUUGCAACUCCUAG